GAGAGAUUACUUUUUAUUAUUUGAUUAGAGGUUACAUACUUAAUACCGAAAAUGUCAGCACAUAGGAACACCAAACGUCAGAUGCCUGCUGAGUUGACUGCAGUCGGACUUUCACUCAGGUACAACUAUGUACUUGUUAUGUGGUUUGAAACGAGAUUACUCGUUUGCUCGAUUGUCCCACCAAUUACUUCCCGUUUAUUCCCUUCAAAAUAAAAUAUGCCAGCAUUAACGAGAGUGGACAAAAGUCUUCAAUGUUGACAUUCGUGAUGAAUUGUAUUGUUGCGGGUAUUCGUAUUGAUAGUUAGAUAAAUGAGUAUAUGAGGAAUCCAGGUAGUACUUUGGUUGUGAUAACUGGACCCAGAAUUGAUCAUUUAGCUCAUCUCUGUGGCCGUCACAACAAUGAUGGUAUUCACGAUUACGUCAUUGAUAAAGGCACUUGUGAAAACAUAGGACUAUAUUAUGUGGUAUUCGGUCAUUAUCAGGUAGUUAUAUCCUCCAGUCUCCUCCUCAUUGUUGUUGUUGUGCAGUGGUCCCUGAAUGCACCCUUCCGGUGACGUAACGACGCUGGUCUCGAGUCGGCUGUGGCUCCCACUGGUCGCUACAGGGACGAUAUGUAAAGCAGGAGGCCAUGGCUUGGAGGUCGAAGACGCGCAACCUGCAGGUGGUCGACACGGAGCUGAGUGCCGACGCGGUGGAGUGGUGUCCCGUUCCGUCCAGCCACGGCGUCCUGGCCUGCGGCACCUACCAGCUCCAGACAGCGAAGAGCGGGGAGGACGAUGCCCCGCCCAGCCGCACUGGUCGCUUGUACCUUUUUGAGUUUCGGCGGGAGGGAUCCGUGCACCCUCCUCUCACUGAGCUGCAGCGCAUUGACACAGCAGCCAUUUUAGAUUUGAAAUGGUGCCAUGUUCCGUUCCCGGGGGGGGCCGUGCUGGGAAUAGCCGCUGCCACCGGGGAGCUGCAGCUGCACACGCUGUCAGACAGCCAGCAGGAAGGCGGCCGCAGGCUGCACCCUCUGUGCAGUGUGGAGGUGGGAGCUGAGCGGCUGGCUCUGUCCUUGGACUGGUCCACUGGAAGAAUGGACAGCAGUGAUGUGCGGCUGGUGUGCAGUGACUCUGCAGGCUGCCUCAGUGUGCUGUCCUUGGCUGAAGGCGCUCUGGCGUCUCUGUCCCACUGGAAGGCCCAUGACUUUGAGGCCUGGAUAUCAGCCUUCUCCUACUGGGACACUCAGCUGGUUUACUCUGGCGGUGACGAUUGUAAACUCCGGGGCUGGGACCUGCGGGCUGCCCCCUCCCGCCCCACUUUCACCAGUAAAAGACACUCUAUGGGCGUGUGCAGUAUACACAGCAGCCCCCACCGGGAGCACAUCCUGGCUACGGGCAGCUAUGACGAGCAGGUCCUGCUGUGGGACGGCAGGAACAUGCAGCGGCCUCUCGGUGGGACUCCGGCGGGUGGAGGAGUGUGGAGGCUCAAGUGGCAUCCGACCGAUCCGCACCUGCUGCUGGCAGCCUGCAUGCACAACGACUUCCACAUCCUUCACUGCCAGCAGGCUCUAGAGGGCGUGGAGGAGCGAGUCCGGUCGUAGCAUCCUACACCCUCCACAGCUCCCUGGCGUACGGAGCCGACUGGUCCCGGCUGGCUGUGGAGGAAGCGGCCCCCCGCUCCCCCGUGGCGGCAGACCCAAAGGAAAGCCUUGCUGAGAGCGGGAGUCACUUGAGGAUUCAGUACGAGUCUCCCACUACCAGCUUUGACACUUCCCUGGAGGAUGACGCAGGGCGAUACAUCCCAGAGGGCAGGGCAGCGCCCCCUGUCACCACCACUGCGGGCGCUGCCCUGCACCCGAAUGCAGGCGCCCCAUCGGCAUCUUAUGUGUUGGCGAGCUGCUCCUUCUACGACCACAUGCUGCAUGUGUGGCGCUGGGACUGGACUCCGGAUCACACUGCACUGAAAUCAGAUCUCUGUUGACCAAGCUGGAGCAUUGGCACGAUAGAAACGCCGCGUAUCAAAUAUGUACAGAGGUCUGCAUACUGCGUAGCCACCAAAGAGUCCCCGGGCAUAGCACUAAACAUGCUAAUUAGAAUGAUCCUGUAUUUUUUGUACGGACUUGAUUUUUAUAAGCUUGCAUUUCAAGAAAGCGCCGACAAUCGUUACCGUUUGUCCUGUAGCAGAACGAUCGAUGCCACCAGUCACCCUCGUAGCAGUCAAGCACCAAGAACAGUCUUACGAAAGAUGGCUCUCAAACAUCGGGGCAGUUUCCAUGCAGGAGGAGUGACUCGGUCCUCAUAGGCGAGGCAUGGAUGCUGAACUGGAUCAGUAUCUCCAUGGUAACUUCUAUUUGAGAUUGUAAAAGGUGUUCUGCUGCCCACAAUCCAAAAUGUUCUCAUCUUCACAGCUGUAAGAACCACAUUGAAGCUACUUAAAUGAUGUGAUGCUUUCAUUACACUUCCUGACCAAUAAAGCUAUGAAAAGGUAA
This is a messenger RNA of Gasterosteus aculeatus aculeatus (three-spined stickleback), 2470 nucleotides long. It is a transcript of the gene dph7, whose product is annotated as diphthamide biosynthesis 7. Gene Ontology annotation, cellular component: cytoplasm. Gene Ontology annotation, biological process: protein histidyl modification to diphthamide. NCBI's taxonomy places the organism in Eukaryota, Metazoa, Chordata, Actinopteri, Perciformes, Gasterosteidae. Gene Ontology annotation, molecular function: protein binding; diphthine methylesterase activity. The record is from RefSeq and is a predicted model, not a curated record.